Molecule: messenger RNA, 1067 nt
Organism: Eurytemora carolleeae
Lineage: Eukaryota; Metazoa; Arthropoda; Copepoda; Calanoida; Temoridae
Product: succinate dehydrogenase [ubiquinone] iron-sulfur subunit, mitochondrial
Biological process (GO): respiratory electron transport chain; tricarboxylic acid cycle; aerobic respiration
Cellular component (GO): mitochondrial membrane
Molecular function (GO): 2 iron, 2 sulfur cluster binding; electron transfer activity
Source: RefSeq, a predicted model, not a curated record
ACAGAGACGCGUUCUUAGUGAAACAGUAAAUAAAAUAGUUGCUCAUCUCAGCCUCAGUUUAAGGAAACCAGCUAAAGAUUUGAGAUCCUUAAAGAUAUAAAAUGAGCGUUAAUGUUGUAAGACAGAGUGCUAAGCUCUGCUCAACCAUCAGCCCAAUGGGACCCUGAGACUGCUGGAGAUAAACCCAAGAUGGUUGAGUACAAGGUGGAUCUGAACAACUGUGGUCCUAUGGUACUGGAUGCACUGAUCAAGAUCAAGAAUGAGAUGGAUCCGUCUUUGACAUUCAGGAGAUCCUGCAGGGAGGGAAUCUGUGGUUCCUGCGCCAUGAAUAUUGGAGGCGUAAACACCCUGGCCUGCCUUACCAAGAUUGAUGCCAACGACAAGGCGACCAAGAUCUACCCCCUCCCCCACAUGUACGUGGUGAAGGACCUGGUCCCCGACAUGAAUAACUUCUACCAGCAGUACAAGAGUAUACAGCCCUGGCUGCAGAGAGAGGAUGAGAAUAAGAUGGGACACGGAGAGCAGCAGAUCCUACAGAGUGUUGAAGAUCGUGCCAAGCUCGACGGAUUAUAUGAGUGUAUCCUCUGUGCUUGUUGCUCUACAUCCUGUCCUUCCUACUGGUGGAACGGAGAUAGAUAUCUUGGUCCUGCUGUACUCAUGCAGGCAUACAGAUGGAUUAUUGACAGCAGAGAUCAACACCAAGCUGAGAGAUUAGAUAAACUUAGAGAUCCAUUCAGUGUGUACAGAUGUCACACAAUCAUGAACUGCACAAAGACCUGCCCCAAGGGAUUGAAUCCUGGCCGUGCUAUUGCUGAGAUUAAGAAGCUGCUGGCUGGUAUAGCUACCAAGGGAGAACCAGGACUCAAGGGCACCUCACCCAUUACUCAGGCUGCAGAAUAGAACCUGGAGAAACCAAGGCUGAACCUAGAACCUAGACACAUAAAUCAUCAUCAGUAGUUCAUGUAUUAUUAUAUUUAUAUACAUAGUCAACACGUCGCAGAACAAUAACAAGAAAUCCUCGUAAUCAAUAAUAAUUAUUGUCGAAAAUAAUAAAUUUCAAAAUUUUA